Messenger RNA from Rotaria sp. Silwood1, 366 nucleotides. NCBI's taxonomy places the organism in Eukaryota, Metazoa, Rotifera, Eurotatoria, Philodinida, Philodinidae. The record is from the annotation of a GenBank genome assembly.
AUGGAUGGAUUACCACCUAUUGAUUUCGUUCCAGCCACAGUACUACCCUUGACUAUAUCUCCUUUAAAUGAUUCAAUACCAUCGCGUUUUUCAAAGAACACAACAAUCGGUACGCUCAUUGACGAAUAUUUUCUCGAAGAUUGGACAUAUGAAAUAUCAUACGAAAAUUAUUUUGCUGCAUGUGCACCAAGUCAUUGCAAUUUUGAUUAUGUUACACGAAAUAAUAUCUUGUAUGUAGCUACAUCAGUAUUUGGUCUUUAUGGUGGUCUUACAAUUGGUUUACGAUUCAUUAUCUGGCAUGUCAUAAGAUUUUAUCGAUUGAUGGAAAAUAAUAUUCAUUCUCGUCGAGUUACGGCUCAAUCAUAA